Messenger RNA from Notolabrus celidotus (New Zealand spotty), 1167 nucleotides. RefSeq names its product leucine rich repeat containing 6 (gene lrrc6). Gene Ontology annotation, cellular component: cytoplasm. The transcript is spliced from 9 exons. Gene Ontology annotation, biological process: outer dynein arm assembly. Gene Ontology annotation, molecular function: protein binding. The coding region runs from base 106 to 1152 and encodes 348 amino acids. NCBI's taxonomy places the organism in Eukaryota, Metazoa, Chordata, Actinopteri, Labriformes, Labridae. The record is from RefSeq and is a predicted model, not a curated record.
CAGUAAGUAAGAAACGACUCUUCACACUAAAAAUGACUCCUUUUACAGGAUGAAGGUGGAGUGUUAUGGCUGUAAUUGAGCCUCGUGGUGUCAGUCACAGAGGACAUGGUCCGCAGACGGGCCGAGCACAACGAGUGCCAGAUCUCCUCACUGGAGGAAGUGUCCCUGCACCAGCAGGACAUCGAGAGGAUCGAACACAUCGGCCGGUGGUGUCAGGACCUGAGGAUCCUCUACCUGCAAAACAACCUCAUCCCCCGCAUAGAGAAUCUGGGGCGCCUGAAGAAGCUGCAGUAUUUAAAUCUGGCUCUGAACAACAUUGAAGUCAUUGAAAACCUUGAAGGCUGUGAGAGUCUUCAGAAGUUGGACCUGACGGUGAACUUUGUGGGUCGCCUGAGCAGCGUGGAGUCUCUGCAGUCCAACAUCCACCUCAGGGAGCUGUUCCUGGUGGGGAACCCCUGCACCGAGUUCAAGGGCUACAGGCAGUACGUGGUGUCGUCUCUGCCUCAGCUCAAGUUCCUGGACGGGACAGAGGUCAGCCGGUCGGAGCGGAUUCGAGCCUCUCAGGGUCUGGACGAGGUGAGGAGGAGCGUCUGGGAGCAGGAGAGGGAAUACCUGGAGAGGAGAGCCAGAGAGAAAGAGGAGGCGCAGAGGAAGGCAGCAGGAGAGGAGAGAGGAAACAAGGAGAGGAAACCAGGCAGUGAUGGCCGCUGGUACACCGACAUCAACAACGCAGUUCCAGGGUCGGAGGAGAAUAAGGAGAACGUGAUGAACCCUGACCCGGAUGAAGAGCAGCAGGAGAGAGAGUUCUGGCACACGCCGUGUUCGUUCACCCCCGAGUCUCGCCUGGAGGCUCACCGCCACCUGGAGGAGAAGAAGACAGCAAAGGAGAAGGAGAAUGAGAAGAAGCCGAAGGCCCCGAGGACGCUGAUCACAGCUGACGGACGAGUCAUGAACGUCAACGAGCCGAAGCUGGACUUCUCUCUGACUGAAGGUGAAGAAAACAACACCGUUGUCUUAGACCUGGCAGUCUACAGACACAUGGACACCUCCCUGAUCGACGUGGAUGUUCAGCCCUCAUACGUCAGAGUCCUCGUCAAAGGAAAGGUACGCUGUGGAGGUUUAAAAAGAACAGUCACUAACCUUUUAGGUUGAGACAAAACUAGUUUU